UACACGGCGACUUUCGCAACUCUGCCCCUGGCAGGUAUCAACAAUUUCAUCCUAUCGGGAGCUUAGCGUCACCGUAGUGACGUCACUAUGAUGACGUUUGAGUUCCCGAUUGAAUGAAACCGUCUACAGCUGAUACCUGCCAAAGGCAGAGUUGCAUAAAUGGCAGUAUAGAGGCGGCUGCGCCGUAUUCCCUAGCUGGGGCUGCCAGAUCACUUCGAGUUCGAUUUCGAGUUGGCGCAUGCGCAGAGACUCACAAAUGCAGUCGAAUACUCGUCUUUGCCCGCCAAAUGUGUCCGACUUGCCCGUAUUGACAUUGUGCUACAUAGUCAUUUCUCUGUAUGUGAGAAUUGUUACCUAAGUGCUCUUGUACACAAUUUAUGCUUGCAUUUUAAUGCCUUCUUAGAUUAUUUUGAUACAGCCAGUUCUCAUAAUAAUGAGUGUUUCUCGAAGACCUAUGCGUUAUUGCCAUACAGAGGGUCAUACAGAUGUAUGCUUCUCGGAUGAUGGAAAAUAUAUCGUUACCAGUGGAAAUGAUGGCGAUAUUAGAGUGUGGUGUGGUUUAGAAGAUGAUGAUCCAAAUUCACAAUGUGUGGGUGAAACAGCAUUUGCAGUUGCAUUCAAGGGUGAAACUUUAUUUGUGGCAACUGAUAAUAAUAAGGUUCAAGCUUACACCUUUCCUCAACUGGAGAAAGAUGGAAUAAUUUGUAACUUCACUGCUCCUGUGACUCAAAUUGUGAUAAGUAAUAAUGGCAAAAAAGUCAUUUGUGGAUCACGGUAUGAAGAUAAGCAUCAUCCAGCUGUGAUGGAACAAUUAGAAUAUGGUCAUUAGAGACACUCAAAUGUGUCCAUAUUUGGAGUUGCCUACCAGAAUGCAAUUCUUUUAAAGUGGCCAAAUGUCUUGGCAGAACCUCGUGGUUCCCAACAAAUGGCAAAUUUAUUGCUGUUCCAGAUAACACAUCCAUUGAUUUAUAUAAGAAAGGUUCUUGGGAAAAAAUAAAAUCUUUUACGGAUGCUCGAAUUUUGAAGCCAAUUUCAAUAGCUCUCUUUUCAUGUUGUGGUAAAUAUCUUGCGGGAAGUACCAUUUCAGGAGAAAUUUGCAUAUGGAACAUUAAUCAGACAAUGUGUGUAAGUUACACUGAACAUCCGCGGCACUACACCAUCACUGCGAUGGCAUGGAACCCUGCUAAUAAUGGCACUAUAGCUUUCUGUGAUGCAGCAGGCCAACUGGGAACAAUUGAAGGAAACCUAUCUUUGGAAGCAAUAGAGGAAGACGUUUUAGAGGAUGAACAAAGUUGUCCACAGCCUAUUGAUGAAGAAGAUGAUGACGAUGAAAAUGUUAUUUCUCUGGAUAAAAUUAAAUCAUCAGUUUUACAACCCUGUUUGGGUGUGCAAAAAUUUGAUAUUGAUUCUCAUAGUGUGAAAGAUGAUGAUGAUGAUGCAAGUAAAAUGAGUGCUCCUACCUUGAAAUUACAGUGUCCUUUCCAACCGGCAUCUUCACCAGAUCACCUUGAGCAUAGAUAUAUGGCUUGGAAUUCUGUUGGGAUUAUCCGUUCUUUUAGUACAAGCGAGGAGAAUAGUGUAGAGGUUGAAUUUCAUGAUUCAUCAUUGCAUCAUGCUCUUCGACUGAAUAAUUUCUUAAACCAUACGUUAGCAUCUUUAAGUGAGAAAGCUGUGUUAUUAGCUUGUGGAUCUCGAGACACAUCUCCAAGCAAAAUGGUGUGUGUUCUCUUGAAUUCGUGGGAUGGAUCGCGUGAAUGGAGUGUGGAGCUUCCAGAAGGAGAGGUCGCAUUAGCAAUUGCAUGUGCAACGAAUUGGGUUGCUGUUGCUACUAACAUUCGAAAUCUACGAUUCUUUACCAUUGCUGGAGCUCAAAGAGAAGUUCUCUCUCUUCCUGGUCCUAUUGUGUGUUUGGCUGCCCAAAGCAACAUGCUGCUGGUUGCCUACCACCAUGGCUUGGGCCUGAGUUUUGCUCUGCUGUCUGUGGAGAGGCAUGGAGUGGAGGCCCUUGUGCCGUUUCAGCCAAUGCCUCUGUCUCCCCAUGCUACACUUCAGUGGGCAGGAUUCUCUGACGAAGGCACUCCGUGCACUGUAGACUCGGUUGGCAUAUUGCGCAUCCUCUCUCCUAAGAGCUUCUGGUUGCCUCUUUGUGACACUCGAGCUAAGUGCAAAGGAAAAUCUGAUAAUUAUUUCGUUAUUGGAUUAAGUGAAAAGUAUCAAAAUGUACGAUGUAUUUUGUGUAAAGGAUCUCAUUAUCCUCAAACUACCCCUCGGCCAACAGUUGUGGAAAUACCAUUGAAGAUUCCAUUUUGUGAAAUCUCUAGUGAAAAAAGUGGCCUGGAAGAAGAAUUCUGGCGAACACAAGCAAUAUUUGAUGCUGUUGAUAGUAUGUGCAAAGUUGAUAUGAGUUACCAGAGAGAAAAGGAAAAGGCAGAAAAAACUAUUAAAGAAACAUUUAUAAAAUUAUUUGCUCUUGCAUGCAGGAAUGGUCUAGAACAGAGAGCAUUGGAUAUAUGUAGAAUGAUGCCAUCAACUCAAGUUGUUCAAUUAGCAAUAAAGUAUGCAUCAAAAUUGGGGAAAAUGCAGCUUGUGGAAAGAAUGAGUGAUAUGUGUGAUCAGAUCACUUGUGGUCAAACUGGGCAGCUAACUGAAUCUCAUUCAAGGUUCGUUCCCUCAAAUAAAUUUUCGUUCCACAAGAAAGAAGCUAUUAAAGGGAAUAAGAACAAAAGCGAUGAUGAAGAUCCAUUUGCUUCUUCUCAAGAAAGCAGCACUGGAAAAGAAAAUAUUCUCCUUGCUCUUAAGGGUAAAAUUAAUAGCCCAGCCAAUACACCACCAUCAUCAAUCCAAAAGAAAGUGAACCCUUUCAAGAAAAAUGUAAAAGUAGUUGAUUCAUCAGCAAAUACUGAAGUUAAUGGAGGCAAAGAUGUAGCUAUAGGUGGGAAAGCUCCUAAUGGUGGGACUCCUUCAUCUACCUUAAAAGUGAAGCAAACAGGAUUGUGGGGCAAGUCUCCUAACUCAGCUGGAUUAUCUGCUAAGAGACCUACAUUUCCCCAGUGGUUUGAGAAGGAGAAAAGUGCACUUCAAGAGGAGUUCCCAGAUUUGGACAGUCGGGCACUUUCUAGUGUUGCUGUAAAGCGCUUUAAAGAAGUUGUUUUGAAGAAGGGUUCAGGAGCAAAACCAAAAGACAACUCACCCAACUUGUCAGAUUAUUCCCAGAAUUCUUUAUCUGGAAGUCCCCAAAACACAGAGGAUGAUAUCACUCAAAGUUUACUCAUAGCUAAUUUACAAACUGAUGCUACUGAGGAAAUCAUUACACCAAGCAUUAGUAAUACUGAAACAAAAUUUGAGAUUGCCCCUGAUGCAAAGAAAAGGAAGCUAAAUAACAGCGGUAAUCCAGAAGGAAGUUUUGCAUCGAAAUUAGCAAAAUUUACAUUUAAAAAAUGAGUAUAAUUAACUAAAUGAAAUGAGAGCAAGACUAAAUUUUUAUUGUAUUUUAAACUACUUUAAUAAAAUCUUUUUUUUAAAUCAACCAAAAAAUUAUUUUUACCAUUUAUUAACGGAUUGUAAAUAAAAUACAAAAUUGUAUGUUAUGCUUCAUACCAAUUUGUGUGAGUUAGACUUAAUAGCUUUUCUCAGGUAUUUGAACAUAAACUAAACUGGUCGCAGCAUAAAAGGGUGAGUACUUUCUCGUACCAUGUAUGUAAUAUUACAUUACAACUUUUAUCAGUUAACAUAGCCAUCAUUUGAAGCAUGACAAUAUUUUCUCCACACCAAUUAAAUGAAAAAUUAAAAUGAUAUUCUUUUUCCUGAGGAAGUCAAGUUUUUCCACAAAAGAAUCAUUCCAUGCAAGUGGCAUAAAUUUAAGGAAAACUUGACCUGAUGUCCCAAAUUCUCAAACUUGUUUUUCUGUGAGAGUAAAGUCAAAAAUAUAUUACAAUUUUGAUUUUCCCUUCCUUCAAAUAUCUUUUUUCUUAGGAUAAUAUUCAAAGUCUGGUAGGUUUUAAAGUGGGCUCUUCAAGAGGAUUCUGAAAAAUUAAAGACAAUAGAAAUUGCAAUCUGCCGUACUGCAGUAGCGUUUGUCAGUGUGGCACCGUGUGAGUAUGUGCCAUUCAGUAGUAGAUAAUUACCAUUAUAUUUGCA
Gryllus bimaculatus (two-spotted cricket) is the source of this 4137-nucleotide messenger RNA. Lineage: Eukaryota; Metazoa; Arthropoda; Insecta; Orthoptera; Gryllidae. The record is from the annotation of a GenBank genome assembly.